Messenger RNA from Rodentolepis nana, 342 nucleotides. Lineage: Eukaryota; Metazoa; Platyhelminthes; Cestoda; Cyclophyllidea; Hymenolepididae. The record is from the annotation of a GenBank genome assembly.
GAAGCAACAGCAACAGCAGCAGCGGAGAUUGAAGAGGAGUUGAAUGUUGAGGAAUACGUUGACGAUGAGGAAAGAGUGGCUGUGAUUGCAUCUCAUCGCCAUGGUGGCGUCGACUAUGGGGGUGCUAUGGACAUAAUGAUGGACGAAGAUGAGGACGAUGAUUUUGUUCCCGCGGGAGGCGAACUGUUGGCUGACGAUGAAAGUGUCUCCAUCUUCCAGCAACGUGGCAAUACUCCUCCCCUCGGCCCCAUUGCUUCGCCCUAUCAACACCCUAAUGCUGCUAACGUUGUAUUCGGUCAUCCCUCAGAAGAAGAUGACGAUGAGGGGAGCCAUUUGUUUUAA